AUGUCUAAGCUACCACCUGUUGAGAAACUUCCGCUUUCCCUACGCAAGAAUGUUCGCGAUGAGUGGGACAACAAGAAAUAUACGCCUACGCUACGGAGGGCUACGCGAAAGAAUCGCUCGGUAAUUGCAUUACAGGAUAAUGCGGGGGAACACGGUUUAAAGGAGCUAAACACCAUCUGCUAUUCUCACGUCUUAACCAUCGACUUAGAUGAUGCCAACCGCUUUCUAUAUUGCGGCGCAGAUGUCCACGAGGGCAAGCUACGCAUCUUGUUCGCGCCAGGAAAGCUGGGUACCAACAUUGACUCUGCACUCGAUCACGAAGUCCUUGCCAAGGCACUGAACGACGCUCCGACCCCUGCAUCGGAUAACGCGCCGGCGCUAAGCUUCGCAGCACGGUCUAGUAUCAGCAGGGACUAUGGGCCCAAGGCCGAACAGAUCAGGGCCCAGAUCGCGGAGAUUUUGACGAAACCUGAUAUCAAGCUAAGCCCCAAUUUCGAAGACACGUUCGCGACGCUUCAGAAAGCAGGUGAAGCGGGCGAGCCUGACUUCCGGUCGGACUGGGAGGGGCUAUUGGGUGAAUUCACAAGGCUUUACUGGGAGGGCCUGGUCAACCAACUCAAGUCCCAGAAGUUCGAUGAGGACGAACUGCUACGUGAGGGGUUCCACGAGGCGGUCGAGAAAGGCGAGAUUGCAUUCCGUAUCGUAGAUGCGCUCAAGUAUAGCUCGUAUUGCGAAUGCGAAGUCGAAGAUGGUGUCUUAUAUCUUCAGUGCACGACCAAAACCUGGGGCGCCAACAUCGACGAUGCUGCCCGGGGACUCUUUGAUUGGUUGUGAAAUAAACGCGGCUCAGGGGUAGCAACAUCUAAUAGGGGAGGGAUAGCAAAGAAUUGAGUUAUCAUAUCAUACCUAUUAUGACAAUAUUCCGCGAGAUGCUAUAACACGUGUCACACAAAUUUUACAAGAGGCGUGCAUAGUUUGGAGUCUAACUAUCUACCUUUAGCGAAUAUCAUUCUUAUGACUGGACUAUUUGUAAUAAGUUAACUCCAUCCAGUAUACCGAUACGCAAGGGCUUAGUCGGAGAUAGUGUUUGGUUCAAUGUAACGCUCCCAAAC
This is a messenger RNA of Daldinia caldariorum, 1112 nucleotides long. RefSeq lists its product as uncharacterized. The transcript is spliced from 5 exons. The record is from RefSeq and is a predicted model, not a curated record. Lineage: Eukaryota; Fungi; Ascomycota; Sordariomycetes; Xylariales; Hypoxylaceae. The coding region runs from base 1 to 834 and encodes 277 amino acids.